AUGUCUUCAGAUAUUAUAACGACUUUGGAAAUAGAUAAAGAGAAUUCAUCUAGUAAAAUUUUCGUAGUAAAAGAAAUUAGUGGCUGUGAUAGUUCUUUUAUUAUAAGUUGUGUUUUAGGGCAUUUUGUUAAGAAUAGAUCUGCAGUUCUUAUAAUUUCUACACAUAACUCUAUUAAGCAUUACCAAAACGUCGGCUUGAAGAUGAAUUACAACCUUAUUAAAGGGGUGGAUGCUGGUCUUAUAAAUGUCUAUGAUGUGGGUAAUGAGUAUGUAGAUAAACUACUAAAGAAUGAACAUUUGUCACUUGAUAGCAUAUUUGAGAGUAUCAAAGAGAAAGUAGAACAAAUGCAACAUAAAUAUGAUAUGGUAAAUGUUAUUGUUGAUGGCAUAUCCCAUUUAUUAAAUAUGCAAUAUAAUGUAAGAGAUGUAAAUACAGUUUGUUCAAAUAUUAUUGAUUUAGUUAGGUGCUACAAAAAUUCAUUACUUUUCCUUCACUGUAAUGUAGCUAAUGAACUUGAUGUUACUCAUGUUGUAUCUAAUCUUUUAUGCCAUAAGGCACAUAUGGUUUUGGAAGUAGAAAAUCUCACAUCAGGCUGGAGUGCUGACGUUUCAGGACACUUGACAUUAAAAUAUCCAGGUCGUAAAUUUGAAGAUGAAUACAUGUUCUCAAUGGAUUUGAAACCAACUCAAUACCUUUUUAAGUUAUUUGAUCGUGGUGUUAAGUUGCUUGCACCUGGAACGGUUUAA
Parnassius mnemosyne (clouded apollo) is the source of this 747-nucleotide messenger RNA. The record is from the annotation of a GenBank genome assembly. Lineage: Eukaryota; Metazoa; Arthropoda; Insecta; Lepidoptera; Papilionidae.